Molecule: messenger RNA, 988 nt
Organism: Pisolithus orientalis
Lineage: Eukaryota; Fungi; Basidiomycota; Agaricomycetes; Boletales; Pisolithaceae
Product: syntaxin-like protein
Exons: 4
Coding region: 161-847 (228 amino acids)
Source: RefSeq, a predicted model, not a curated record
CGACCGUGAAGAAUACCGCCUCGAGGGGUAAACGCACCAACAACAGGGAACUACCGGGGUUAGUGGGAGACUGGCUACCUAGCUGCUCUUGAUCAUACCACUGUUGAGGAAGCUACACGUUCGUCGUCGGUCGUCCAGCCCUGUCAAGCUUCGAGAAGUGAUGUCCUCGACGGCCAAGCUCACAGCCAUCACAACCUCUACACUAUCGCUCCUUCUCGAGCGACAACGUCUUCAAACAACGCAUCCUACAUUGCAUUUACAACAGAUUGUCUCAAAUCUCCGAGUAUUACGCGCUGGUGUGAUUGAGGCACAAAGCCAGGGAGACGACGAUGCUGAUGCAGGGCCACUUCGCGGGCAGUAUGAACGACUAAUAGAAAUGCUCGGAGAGGAGGAGGCGAAGAGAGCCAAUCUGGAAAGUAUACCCCCUCCUGCACCUCCGUCCCCCUCAUUGCCUUCAUCCCCUUCUUUCGGAGAGCGGAAAAUGAGCCCGGAGCCUCUAUAUGAACCAUAUACAGACGACCCAGAUCCUGAACCAGCUUUGGGUGAAUGCGGCAUUCUGUUACAGCAAAGGCGAAUAAUAGAUGAUCAAGAUACACACCUCGAACAUCUUUCCUCAUCCAUUGGUCGUCAGCACCACAUAUCCCUCCAGAUUAACGAUGAAUUGGAAGUACACACAGGGCUACUCGACACACUAGACACUGAAUUGGACGGCACUGAUGCUCGUAUGAGGAACGCACGGAGACGGCUUGGGCGUGUGGCACGGGGAGCGAAGGAAAAUGGUUCAACAGUGAUAAUCGUUCUUCUCAUUCUCGUACUGUUAAUCCUCAUUGUAAUUUUCAAAACAUGACUUGUAUCUUCAUUGGCUUUGGUUCUUUUUCUCACUCUAUCUCUACCAUCCAGUUGGAGCCAUGGCGUUGAGCCUUCGGCGGAUCAGCUUUUGCUUCGCAGGAUACCCCAGUGUUGUGCACAAAAUCGGAACUAGCAAUUU